UGUUAAUGUCUAAUACGCUGGAAACUACAAUGCAUUUUGACAACUUUAACGAUUGACAAGCCACGACAAUCAGCAACAAAAUUACAGCACAAUAACAAUGCAGGCUACAGAAGGAGAGAAAUUUGUGCUUCAUGACUGAAGAAGGAUGAAAUAUUUCGUCCUCGCUCUUUUUCAGGCCGUACAGGUUUAUUUUGUGCUGAGUUCCCGGACUAAGUUGCGUGCUCCAGUCAAUCUGUCUAUGAAGUCCGUGAACUUCCAUCAUGUGCUGUGUUGGACGCCUGGCAGUGGCACUCCAGCAGGGGCACAGUACCAGAUCAUCAACCGGGUGAAAAAGAAGAACACACUGGCAGUGCAAGGCAUCAACAAAACCUGUUCUCAGCUGGAGCUGAACCCAGUGGUGACACACAAUCUCUCUGUGAGGGCGUCAUACAACCAUUCUACCUCUCCGAAGUCCAAACCCAUCACCUUCACACCUUUCACAGACACCAUUAUAGGGCCUCCGAAGCUAUCAGUGGCUGGAUGUGGCAACUGUAUUCAAAUCAACAUUACAAUGCCUGAGAUGGACAAAACAGCAAAUAUAAGUAACCUCCAGUUCUUCAACAAUCCCUCUUUUAAAAUCUCCUGGAAAACUGCCGAAGGAAAACAGGUGGCAUCUGCAAACACCAAAGAUAAGAAUUAUACAAUCAGAAACUUAGUCACUGGCACGGAAUAUUGUUUACAAGUGGAUGUCAUGAUUAAUACCAAUAGGAACUGUAAGCCAUCAAAUUGGACGUGCACCUUUACCAGCAUUGUUGAACCAAGCAGAGUCCCUGUUGUUUUAGGUGCUGUGUCUACCCUUCUGAUAGUUGGUGGAGUUGUCUUAAUGACCCUCAUGGUUUGUCUGGCCUACACCGGUUUCAUAUGUAAAGUCACAAACCAACCCAGGGCACUACUUGUGGCUCUGGGCCAAGGUUACAUCCUCACACCAGAGAGGACAAUUCCUGACCUGGCCUCUGUCAGCUCAGAUGCCGACGGACAGUCGAAGAGCCAUAAUCACAGAAAUCUACAGCCUGCCUCUGGGGGCCGAAAGGGAGAGGAGGAGGAGGAUGAAGAUGAGGAGGAAGAAGUAGAGAGGAACCAUGCCUACAUGGACAGAGAAGCAGAGCUCUCUUCAGACGAUAGCUCCUGCAAAAACACAUCCAAAGCCUCAGGGGCAAGUGAGCCCAACGGGUUGGGGGAUUCUGGGAGAUUUAGCACCAGGUCAUCAGCUGAGGUGGAGGAAGUGGAUGGAGAGACUGAGAUGGUGCACGGGGAGCAAAAUCAGGUCAGCACCAAAGCUGACAGAGUUGAGGUAUCUUUCAUGGUUGAUGGGGAUCAAGCUGGAAGUCAGGGACUUGACAUGGGUGGGAGAGAGGAGGAGGAGGAGGAGGAGGAGGAGGAGGAGGAGGAGGAGGAGAACGACAAAUUGGGUAAUAUUAAUCUGUUCUCAAUCACCCUGGGGUCCCUGGAGAGGAAUGAAGAGGAGGAGGAGAGCAUAAGAGACUCUCUAACAGACUUUUCAAAACCAUGUGACCAAGAACCUUUGCUUCCUGCAGGCCUGCAACUGACUUUAAGCAGCACAAAAGCACAAAGUCCAGUUCAGUUGGAUGAUCAAGCCCCACUGGCAUUAAUGCAGCCUCCACAAGCAGAAUUUAGAAAGACUGGAUAUGAGAGCAGACACGCAGACAGUAGAGACACAUUCUGUAACUACCUCGCAAAUUGUGGGGGUGAGGUGCAGCCUAAAGAGGAGGAGGAGAAGGAAGAGGAUGAGGAAGAAUUCUCAGGAUAUAUGGGACGCUGAUGAUAUGUUGCACUGACAUGUGUAUGUCUGAGUGUGUGAUAUGCGUGUUCGUCUGUGUGCAUGUGUGUGUGUAUGUGUGUGUGUGCAAUAUGCAUGCAUGAGUAUGGAGUUACUCAUCAAUCUGUUUCCACUUGUACAUUUCAUCUAACUAAAGGAAAAAUCCGCCCUGUUGAAAACAAGCACUGGUGGUGCACUUUGCAUUACUGCAUUCAUUUUGUUGUUCAGUGGUGUUUUUCUCUCACAGAUAACUGUCCAAAUAUAGGCAGCAUGGCACUGUGAUGCAGUUUGAUGGAAGAAAAUUCAACCACCCAAAACAUCAACAGUAAACAUCAGGUUUUGGUGGGCAAGAGCUGCUUUGUAGACUUACCAUUUUGCAUUGAGCUCAACAAUAAUACAGGGAGAAAGCUAAAAGAGGCAGAGAGAACAAUGUCCUCACUAAGAGCAGCCUCAACAGACAAGAAUGCAAUUCAGUCGCAAGAGUUGUAUCCUGUGUGAAAAGGGUGUAGCUGUGUUCCUGAACAUUCUGACAAACCAGAUGGGCAGUCGGCUUUGACCCACCAUUGAAAGCAACAUGUUCACACCCUUUCCUUAGGGGUUGUCAUAAAGCAUUCUGGAAAAUGUAGGGAAUCAGUAACCAUAGUAGACGUAAACAAGGCAGGUUGAGGGAAAAAAUAAAAUAACAGUACAUUACAAUGUAAGUGGAACUUGCAGAACCUCACAAAUGGACAAUAUCUAACAGUGUAAGAGUAUGAAAAAUGAGGGCGGAUUGUUCCUUUAAGCACCAUCCAAAACUGUGUCUGUAGUCUUGUCAAUUAAACUCUUAUACUUAAUGUAAAACACUGAUUGUUACAUACAUUCCUGUUAUAAUUGUUUAGGUGCAUGUGUCUAAGCAGUACCUGCAUCCUGCCAUUUGCCUGUGUUUUUGAAUGCAUGUUUAUGCCGUUGCCAUUAAUACAUUACCUCUUAUUGAGUGCUACCUUUUCUGUUGUGUGUGGACCACGGUGUGGACACUCAGGAUGACAUCAACAUUUCAACCUGUGUCUAUAGUUUUGAAAGGCUCUCUGCAAAUCUUAAGUUCAUCACUUAUGGCUAAAGUACAGGGCAGCGUAAAGGUGAAUAAAUACAGUAAAAGCAAAGAAUAUAUUGACUGAAUUUCCAUUCAAAUCAGAUGUGGACUCAUCAGGGGAAAUCGUGAGGAGGAACUAUUUCUCAAAAUCUUGACUAUGAGAAUCAGUACACCCACACUGAGAGGGCAGGUUUUCUUCAAGGAGUCACGUGAUUUCCCAUCAGCUGCCCUAACAGUGCUGCUUUCACUGGCAGUUGGAUUUGUUGAGCCACCGCGUAUGGGCAGCGCAUUAACGGUGCGACAAAACUCCAACUAAGUGAAAAGGGUUUUUUUUUUUUUAAUUAUUAUUACUAUUUCUAUUAUAGCCGAGUUCCCCAGGCGUGAUUUUUAGGGUAGGAGGUAAACCUUGCC
This is a messenger RNA of Myripristis murdjan (pinecone soldierfish), 3296 nucleotides long. RefSeq names its product cytokine receptor family member b1 (gene crfb1). Gene Ontology annotation, molecular function: cytokine receptor activity; protein binding. The coding region runs from base 146 to 1819 and encodes 557 amino acids. The transcript has 8 exons. The record is from RefSeq and is a predicted model, not a curated record. Gene Ontology annotation, cellular component: plasma membrane. Gene Ontology annotation, biological process: cytokine-mediated signaling pathway. Lineage: Eukaryota; Metazoa; Chordata; Actinopteri; Holocentriformes; Holocentridae.